This is a messenger RNA of Pelmatolapia mariae (spotted tilapia), 1500 nucleotides long. Its product is annotated as beta-1,3-galactosyl-O-glycosyl-glycoprotein beta-1,6-N-acetylglucosaminyltransferase-like. The transcript is spliced from 5 exons. Gene Ontology annotation, cellular component: membrane. NCBI's taxonomy places the organism in Eukaryota, Metazoa, Chordata, Actinopteri, Cichliformes, Cichlidae. Gene Ontology annotation, molecular function: beta-1,3-galactosyl-O-glycosyl-glycoprotein beta-1,6-N-acetylglucosaminyltransferase activity. Bases 1 to 1500 code for a protein of 499 amino acids. The record is from RefSeq and is a predicted model, not a curated record.
AUGCGGCUCAACCCUGCCUUUGUCCCGAAGGUGGUCGGCACAUGUUCCCCUAUAGAACUGCCGGCCUUUUGCCCACCGCCUUUCUCCUCAGAGGAGCAACAGCGGCUGCAUACCUUGUGUCCAGUCCGUGCUCUGCGCAUUUACAUGGACCGAACCCAGAGUGUCAGACAAAGUGACCAGCUGUUCGUGUCCUGGGCUAAACCACAUAUGGGAAAGCCUGUGUCUAAACAGCGCCUCUCCCAUUGGAUAGUGGGAGCGAUUGCCCUGGCCUAUACUAGCAGGGGCCUUCAGCCCCCUGCUGGCUUACGCAGACGUCUUGCCUACAUCCACAGGCAUCAAUGGCUAGAGUAUACUGACGAUGAUGAGAUCCCAGAGAAAGUUUGCAACUGCUCAGCAAUCCUGAAGGGAGAGAAGGAAGAAUUGCAGAAAGCCAAAUUACUGACCAUCACCAAAGACUUUCAGAAGAAUAUUCAUAUUCCUGAUGAGUAUUAUAUCCAUGCAGCCCAAGACUGCAGGAAAUUCAAAAUAACCAGGAAAUACAUAACAUUCCCUUUAAGCAAGGAAGAAGAGGAGUUUCCUUUGGCUUACUCUAUGGCUGUACAUCACAAGGUUCACAGCUUUGAGCGACUACUGCGAGCUAUCUACGCACCUCAAAAUAUUUAUUGCGUCCAUGUGGACAAAAAAUCACCGGCCUCAGUCUCUGCUGCCAUCAAGGCCAUUACUUCCUGUUUUCCAAAUGUGUUCAUGGUCGGCAAGGCUGUGAAUGUGGUGUACGCUGGAUGGACACGUGUACAGGCUGAUCUUAACUGCAUGGCUGAUCUCUAUAACACCAGUACAACAUGGAAAUACUUCAUCAACCUCUGUGGUCAGGAUUUCCCUCUAAAAACUAACUUGGAAAUUGUGCAAGCUUUGCGUUCACUAAAAGGAGGUAACAGUUUGGAGUCGGAGGAAAUGCCUCAAGGAAAGAAGAAGAGGGUCAUGAAUGCUUACCAAGUAGUUGAUGGAAAAAUCCAGCGAACAGGAAAAACAAAGAAUCCAGCUCCCUUCAAUCUGCCCAUACUAUCAGGAAAUGCCUACAUUGUGGUCAACCGAGGCUACAUUCGCAGUGUGUUGGAAGACAAGCGAAUACAGGCCCUCAUUGAGUGGGCCAAAGACACCUACAGUCCUGAUGAGUUUCUGUGGGCAACAAUACAACGAAUGCCUGGUGUUCCUGGCUCAACAUGGCCGAACCGUAAAUUUGACAUAACAGACAUCAAUGCAAUUGCACGGAUGGUGAAGUGGCAGGGGCACGAGGGGUCAGAAGGUUCCUUGCAAGCAGUAUACCCAGAAUGUAAAGGCCACCAUGUCAGAUCAAUAUGUGUGUAUGGUGCUGGAGACCUGCAGUGGUUGAUUGAACAGCAUCACCUUUUUGCCAAUAAGUUUGAUGCAGACAGAGAUCCCAUUGCUGUCUACUGCUUGGAGAAAUAUCUGAGACACAAGGCACUGACUGAGUUAGAUUAG